AUGAUAUACGCUCACGACGACUUGGCUGUGGCCACCACUACAGCUUCUGACUUGCACCAACAUAACGAAAACGUCGACUACUUGGAAUACGUACCGGCUUCCGCCUGCGACCACUACUUACAGGACAACAGCAACUUGGCUAACUACUUGAAGUUUGCCCGCAACGUUGUUUCCUCUUCCGAAUCUGCAUAUGUCACCAAAGAAAGAAUCGCCAAUAUCUGCUGGAGAAGAAUCUACAAAAACCUUCACAGCUUGGCGGAAAUCAACCCAUACUACAUCAACUGGGAUAAGAACAGCGACAUCACAUGGUUGUACGGUCCAAAGUUUGACCGCAGCUUUGCCGACACUGUCAGUAACACUAACCAAGAAUACGCCUUAACAGAAGACAACUUGAACAUGAAGUUGAACUGCGAAGAAGAAGAUGACGGCUACUAUUCGUCAUCCAGCGAAUCCUCUGAAGUAUCGUCGAUCUCAUUCAACGACGUGGAAGAACGCGACGAUGAUGUCUCCCUGGUGGACUCCGGCUAUAUGGGAGACUACCAGUGUACAUCUUCUAUUCCUAGCGAGUUGAGUUUGAGAAAGAACUCUGUGGCCUCCACAGCAUCGUCCAGCACUUAUUACGACGAAGACAACAACGACUACAUGAGCUUGAAGUCCAUCUUGAAGAAGGACGCCGAAGCUUACUACAAGAGCAUGAAGAUGAUGAAGAGAAGAAAGGACAAGAAGGUGUCGUUCAACUUCAUAGUCAACACUAGAGAAAUUGUCAACGGCAUCUCGUUUGACUACGACUUUCUUGAUCAAGGAUGCUUAUAA
Scheffersomyces stipitis CBS 6054 is the source of this 813-nucleotide messenger RNA. RefSeq lists its product as uncharacterized. The coding region runs from base 1 to 813 and encodes 270 amino acids. The transcript has a single exon. NCBI's taxonomy places the organism in Eukaryota, Fungi, Ascomycota, Pichiomycetes, Serinales, Debaryomycetaceae. The record is from RefSeq and is a predicted model, not a curated record.